GGAACAUCAUUGAUUGGCUACCUUCUGCACUGUUUCUACUGGGGAUUGAGCCUGCAACCAAGGGCAGAUUUCCUUUGAUGAUUUUCAAGAAAGCCGUGUUACACAGUGGCAAAAGGCUCUAGGAAGCAGGAUGCCGCAAGUGCCUCUGGGAAAAGUGAUCCUUUAUACCAGUGUGAUGACUAGUGGGGGCUGUGCCCUUGUGUAUUACCUUACACAAAAAGCUUUUUCCAGGGCUUCCUAUUACCAGUUGGCAUUGGAGCAGCUGCAUAGCCACCCUGAGGCCCUGGAAGCUCUGGGCACUCCUCUCAACACUCACUAUCUCCAGCUCAUGGACAAGUACAACUUUGUGGACAUUGCUGAUGCCAAGUUGAAGAUUCCUGUCUCUGGAUCCAAGUCGGCAGGCCAUCUCUAUGUCAUCUCCUCCAGGGAGGCCCCCUUUAAAAGGUGGCACCUUCAGGAGGUCUUCUUAGAGCUCAAGGAUGGUCAGCAGAUUCCCGUGUUCAAGCUCAGACAGGAGAAUGGUGAUGAAGUAAAAGUGGAGUAAAGGUGAUCAAAAAGACCCAGCUUCCUCCAAGCACGGCCUUCCCUCAUCAACAUGUCCCCUCUAUGCCCUCGAGCCAGUUUUCCAGCCACCAGAGUGAUGAUUAUAUGUGCUGGCCUAUGGUAAUUUUAAUUCUGAUUCGACCACAAUAAACACUAUUGAGUUUUUAUUUAAUCAGACAGAAA
Messenger RNA from Myotis lucifugus (little brown bat), 726 nucleotides. RefSeq names its product cytochrome c oxidase assembly factor 1 homolog. Gene Ontology annotation, biological process: mitochondrial respiratory chain complex IV assembly; mitochondrial respiratory chain complex I assembly. Gene Ontology annotation, cellular component: mitochondrial inner membrane. Bases 131 to 544 code for a protein of 137 amino acids. The record is from RefSeq and is a predicted model, not a curated record. The transcript has 6 exons. Lineage: Eukaryota; Metazoa; Chordata; Mammalia; Chiroptera; Vespertilionidae.